GCAAACCAGACGCCACAUGAUAACUGUGCUUUCAGAAACAUACAUCUGUCACACUGGGAUGUAAUGAAUUACACAGGCGCGCGAGGAACGCACGUACUCUUCAUCAACUGGAGAUUCCAUAGACGUCAAGUUUCAGAGAAAAUGUGCGCAUGGAACAGCAUAGAAAGUUCAAAGACAGAUAAUCGUAAUACUAUAGUUUUGUGGGGAAAAGUGUAAUGUUAUAUUGGAUAUUGUUUAAAAUCUACAAUAAGUUAUCUAAAUAUUAUUUUAUAAUUUGAUCAGGGAAAAAACUGGGAAAAAAUCAUUCUCCUAACAACACAGAAUUAAAGCUAAACAAUAUGAGAUUGGCAAGGUUUACAAAGAGAUGUGUUGUGCUUGUGAUUGUCGGUGUAUUGUCAGUACACUUACUUUGGUACUUCACUUCUGAAACGAACACGAGAAACUUGCAAUCUGUGAAAGUAUUUCAAAGAAAAAACAGGACAGUUACUGCCUUACGCCGACGUAAAAUUGAUGUACCUAUACUACUGUGGUGGGAUUCCGUGUAUACAGAUGUAGAUGAAAUAAGAAAUUGUGGAGAAAAUAAAUGCCGAUUGACAAAUAAUAGACAGUUUCAAAAUCAUUUCAACACAUCUGCAUUUUUGUUUUAUGGCUCAAACUUCAAACCAUACGAGUUGCCGCUGCCACGAAAACCACAUCACAUAUGGGCUUUGAUGCACGAGGAAUCACCAAGAAAUGCAUACAUCCUACUCCACGAGCCAGCUUUAUCUAUCUUCAAUUUUACAUCAACUUAUAGCAUGCAAUCUGAUUAUCCAAUAACAACGCAGUGGUUACAAUGUUCUGACUGGCUACAAGAUACGAAAUAUGUCCUACCAUUGGUUGAUAAAAAUAGAUUACGAAAUCUUGGUUUGGCGCCUAUUCUGUAUCUUCAAAGUGACUGUGAUGUUCCAACAGAUAGAGACAGUUUUGUAAAACUUUUGCAAAAGUAUAUACCCGUGGACUCGUAUGGGACAUGUUUACAAAAUAAGAAAAUGGCUCGAAGAUUGAGAUUUCAGGACAACAUGGCUCCGCUUGACGACCACGAAUUCUUCCGGUUUGCAGCCCGUUAUAAGUUCACUUUAGCCAUGGAGAACUAUGUGUGUGAAGAUUAUAUUACAGAGAAGUUAUGGAGACCUUUACGCAUUGGUUCUAUACCGAUAGUGUUUGGUGCCCCUAAUGUCAGGGAGUACCUGCCUACUAAUAAAUCAGCAAUAAUGGUAGAUGACUUUGAGGAUGUGGAGGAUCUUGUAAAAUAUAUACGUCUGUUAGAUACGAACGAUAAGCUUUACAAACAGUAUAUAUCAUUCAAGGAUGAAUCCAUCGAAAAGAAUAAGUUAAAACAAAUACUUCAGUCAAGAGACUGGUCCCCUGAGUUUUGUAGUAAAUCCUCUAAAAAUUCUAUGGGCCAGAUAAAAACUCAAUAUAACUCAAUUUUCACGGGAUAUGAGUGUUUUAUUUGCAACAAAGUUCAUGAAUAUAUCAAAACAGACAGUAAGAUAGUAUUUCAAGUUAACUCAAGUGAUUACAGCUGUCCGUCACCUAGACGUUUUGACGAAAGCGGUCGAUACAGUGUGCACACGGACAUGUGGGCAGCAGAAUGGCAGUAUGGUAAACAUGAGGCCAAAGCCAUGAGUCUUUUAUAUGAACGUGGUAAAACUAUGACACAAAGAGAGUUCAGCAAAUUUGUUAAAGAUACAAUGAACAAUGAUGAUAUAUAAGCAUGUCAAUACCAAAAUCUAUUUGAUAUAUUUAACAGUCGAUAGCAUUGUUAUUCUCAAGUUAUUACAAUUGAAGAUUGUAAUAAAGUAUAAGCAAUAUAAGACUCCGACAAUUAUCAAUACUUAGUAUUAACAAAUGUACAAAUUCGAUUAUAAAUCUGAAAAAUCACUG
Molecule: messenger RNA, 1926 nt
Organism: Ruditapes philippinarum (Manila clam)
Lineage: Eukaryota; Metazoa; Mollusca; Bivalvia; Venerida; Veneridae
Product: alpha-(1,3)-fucosyltransferase 10-like
Exons: 6
Coding region: 339-1754 (471 amino acids)
Cellular component (GO): membrane
Molecular function (GO): alpha-(1->3)-fucosyltransferase activity
Source: RefSeq, a predicted model, not a curated record